Messenger RNA from Cladophialophora immunda, 1054 nucleotides. RefSeq lists its product as uncharacterized. The record is from RefSeq and is a predicted model, not a curated record. Gene Ontology annotation, biological process: regulation of DNA-templated transcription; protein folding. Lineage: Eukaryota; Fungi; Ascomycota; Eurotiomycetes; Chaetothyriales; Herpotrichiellaceae. Gene Ontology annotation, cellular component: prefoldin complex; cytoplasm. Bases 166 to 747 code for a protein of 193 amino acids. The transcript has 2 exons.
CCGUCCGUCGACGACCAGAACCGAAAGCUUCAAAAAAAAAGACUCAGAAAUCCCCGUCAGCCCUCAAUAUUUGUUCACUCGUGUCCCCUGCCCGUCUCUGACGCUCGCCAUCCCCAAUCCCAAAAGUCGAGAAAUACAGAAAACGAAACGACCGGGAGAAAAGAAAUGUCCCAGGCGGCGCAGACUCCAGUCGACAUCACCACGCUCUCCGUGCAGCAACUCUCCGCACUGCAGGCGCGGCUGUCCCAGGAACUCGAGCACCUGAGCACGUCGUAUCAGAGGCUACGGGCCGCGCAGUCGCGCUUUCGGGACUGCAUACGCAGCAUCCAGGACGGGGUGCAGGGGAGGAGUGGAGAAACGCCCCUGCUCAUCCCGCUGACAACAUCCCUCUACGUCCCCGGCACCUUGGCUGCGCCCAAAUCCUCCUCCUCCUUAUCCACGACAUCCGACUCAUCCUCGCAGGCGUCAAAAGCCCCCACGGUCAUGGUCGACGUGGGGACGGGCUUCUUCGUGGAGAAGACGCCCGCGGACGCGACAAAAUUCUACCAGGGCAAGGUUGAAGAGUUGACCAAGAACCUCCAGGACAUUGAGAAGGUCGUGGGUGGCAAGACCGAGAGUCUGAGGAUCGUGGAAGAUGCCCUGCGGCGGAAGAUGGUGGAGGAACAGCCCAUGCAGUUCGGCGCCGGGCGACAGGGCCCGGCGGCGGCAGCGUCAGCAAGCGGAAGCGGGUCCAAAGGGGCUGGAUAGUCAAGGACGGAGUGCUUGCAGAGCAUGGACAAGAAUGAAGACAGGGAAGCAUAGAAAUGACAAGCUUUUUCUGUACGGAAGAAACAUAUGUGCUAUGUGAGCGUGGUGAAUCCCCUCCGGAAAGACUUGCUCUCUUGUAGAGUUUCCUUCGAUGGAGAUAGAUCCCGUUCACUGCUGCAGUGUAGACAGUGAUUGGACCCAUUGGAGCUGCAGGGGUUGAAGAGCUCUCUGUAAUGUCUGCAUACGAUGCGUAAGACAUGGGCUGAAGGCCGCUUCCGACCCGAUGCCCCUGCUCAAGGUCCUCUCC